AUGCCAGCGUCAGACUACCAGCACAAACCAGGCGGAGCACUCAAGCUCAAGGGCAGCAGCAGCGGGGGCGCCGACAAGAAGAAGAAGAAAAAGUCGAGCUCGAGCAAGAAGGUCCGCCAGGAGGACGAGGCCGUCUUGUCGGGCGGAGGAGGGAGCGAGGGCAGCGGGAGAGACGAGGCUGGCGAGUUGUCGAGCGGCGCGGCGGGCUCUUCGACGGGUGUGGGCAAGACAGAGGCUCAGAGGCGGUUCGAGGAGGUCCAGCGCAAGCGGCUCCUCGAGAAGGCUGCGAAGGCUGCUGCCAAGUCGCACAAGGAGCGCGUCGCCGAGUUCAACGAGAAGCUCGAGAACAUGUCGGAGCACUACGACAUCCCCAAGGUCGGACCCGGUUAG
Messenger RNA from Rhodotorula toruloides NP11, 390 nucleotides. Its product is annotated as protein of unknown function DUF1754, eukaryotic family protein. NCBI's taxonomy places the organism in Eukaryota, Fungi, Basidiomycota, Microbotryomycetes, Sporidiobolales, Sporidiobolaceae. The transcript is spliced from 4 exons. The coding region runs from base 1 to 390 and encodes 129 amino acids. The record is from RefSeq and is a predicted model, not a curated record. Gene Ontology annotation, cellular component: nucleolus.